Megalobrama amblycephala (Wuchang bream) is the source of this 1856-nucleotide messenger RNA. RefSeq names its product interferon-inducible GTPase 5-like. The coding region runs from base 441 to 1610 and encodes 389 amino acids. Lineage: Eukaryota; Metazoa; Chordata; Actinopteri; Cypriniformes; Xenocyprididae. Gene Ontology annotation, molecular function: GTP binding. The record is from RefSeq and is a predicted model, not a curated record. The transcript is spliced from 3 exons. Gene Ontology annotation, cellular component: membrane.
ACGUGAAAUAUGUCCAUGGCUCAACAAAAUAAGUCAUGACUUUAAAUUUACUUAAACCAUGCAAUGAUUUAUUGUAGAUUUAUAACUUUGAUAUUUUAUGUCUUUUAUGGUCUUUUAUAACUUCUAUAUUUUAUGUCUAUGAAUCUCGAUAUAUAGCCUAUAGCGAAACUAUUUAGCAUUAUUCACCAACACCACAAUAUGUGGGUUAUCACGAAUUCCUUUUGCAUUACUUGACUGGUGGAGGCAGAGAAGCUCCUCCUUUAGUUCAGUUUGAUUGGGCAAUUCGCUUCCUGAGCAAAUCCCUACAGCUAACGUUACUGAAUCGACUCUGUGGUUUGAAAAGUUUUAAGAACAUUUACAGCGUCCUUAACGGAAGAGAAAUACAGCGUCUCACUUCUCCAGCUGGAACCAAAAAAGAAAAUAAAAGAAUUUAACCAGGCAUGAUGACAGAAAAUUCUUCUGACAUGGAUUUCUCUGGAGCUUUGCAGAGACUGGGAGAAAGUGACCCAAAUGCAGCCGUUGCAAAGGCUAAAGAACAACUGGAAAAUCUUGACUCUGUGACUCUGAAUAUUGCUGUGACUGGGGAAACAGGAGCAGGAAAAUCUGCUUUCAUUAAUGCGUUUCGAGGUCUGGGUGAUGAUGAUGAUAGUUCUGCUCCAACUGGGUUAACUGAAACCACAAAGCAAAUUACCAUGUACACCCAUCCCACGAAAUCAAACGUCAGACUGUGGGACCUGCCGGGCACUGGUAUGCCAAAUUUCAAGGCUAACAAAUUCCUCAAAGAAGUUAAAUUUGAGACAUAUGAUUUAUUUGUCAUCAUUUCCUCUGAGAGGUUCAAGGAAAAUGAUGUCUUUUUGGCCAAGGAGAUUCAAAAAAAGAAGAAAAUGUUUUAUUUUGUGAGGACCAAGAUUGAUAAUGACAUUCGCUCAGUAGCACAGAGAAGAAAUUUCAAUGAGCAGCAGACACUUUGCACAAUUAGAGAGGACUGCAACAGAAAUUUGAAAGAAGUAGGAAACCCCAAGGUGUUUCUGAUAUCCUCUUAUGACCUGGGAAAAUAUGACUUCCAAGAUCUGGUAGAUACCCUAGAGUUUGACCUUUCAGAACACAAGAGAUUUGCUCUGGUUCAGUCUGUGCCUGUGUGCUCUCUGGCAAUGCUAGAAAAGAAGAAAGAGGCUAUGAAGAAGUUGAUUUGGCUUGCAGCAUUGGCCUCAGGUUUGGGUGCUGUUGUCCCUGUCCCUUUAGUACCUUUGGCUAUUGACAAAACCGUAAUGAUGACCUAUCUCUCAGGUUGUCAUUACAUUCUGGGUUUGAAUGAGAAAUCACUCAUCACACUGUCAGAGAGAACGAACAAGCCUCUCUCACAGCUGCAAUCAGCUAUAAAGUCUCCUGUAGCAUUAGCAGUGGUAAACAGACUGGGCAUUAGGCCUCGUACAUCUAUGACAAAACCAGUGAAAAGCUUAGAGGAUCUGCUAGAUAGUAGAUUUAUUGUUACCAGUAUUCAGAAUGCAGCUGAGGCCUUCAAAACGACAUACACUGUCUUGAGUGAAGCUCUAAAUGAGAUGACAAGUGACAUGAGACAGGUUCUCCAAGUCGCAGGUUUGGAUGAGUGAAAUCAAGCUGGUACAGCAAAGAGAUGUUUACAGAAACUGUUUAUGUUAAAUCAGAACAUCAAACCUUGUUUAUUAGCCAUAUAUAUGCACUAGAUAGUUGUCCCCCAGAAAAGGAAAAUGGCUGGAGGAAAGUUACAUUGAAUAUUGUCAAGUAAUGUUCUUCAUACUGUUAUUAAGGGGCUUGUUAAAUGGAAUGGAAUAUAGAAUAUGUAUUUUAACAACAUAAAAUGUCUAAAAAUGUGGGAA